Molecule: messenger RNA, 762 nt
Organism: Monoraphidium neglectum
Lineage: Eukaryota; Viridiplantae; Chlorophyta; Chlorophyceae; Sphaeropleales; Selenastraceae
Exons: 6
Coding region: 1-762 (253 amino acids)
Source: RefSeq, a predicted model, not a curated record
AUGCGCCAGGACAAGAUUCUGAUCCAGGGCUGUGACAGGCACGGCCGCGCGAUCGCCGUAUUCGUGGGCGGCCGCCAUGUACCAGGUGGCCUGGAGCCCCGGCCACUUGCCACCACCAGCAGUGGCGGCGCCGGCUCGCGGGAUCCAGCCGGAGCACCGAGUGACCAGCUUGAGGUGCAGCGGUUCUACUGCUACUGCGCAGACGCCACGCUGGCGGAGUGCGACCCGGUCAUCAACCCCGGGGGCAGGAGCGUGUUCAUCCUGGACGUGGGCGAGUUUGGGUGGAAAAAUGUGGACCUGCUGGGGGCAAAGACCCUCUUUGGCAUGAUUCAGGCCCACUACGUGGAGCGUCUGGCUGUGCUGUACGUCCACAACGCGGGGGCCGCCCUGUACCACCUGUACCGCCUGGUGUACCCCUUCAUAGACCCCGUGACGCGCGACAAGAUCGUGUUCCUGCCGCCAGACGCGGGGGCGGCCAGGGAGAUCCUGGCGCGCGACAUUGACCUGGCGCUGCUGCCGCCCAGCCUUGGCGGCAUCGGCAAGGCACGUUCGGUCCCCGAGGUGUGGGCCGAGAUCGACGCGCGGCGCGCGGCUGAAGUGGCAGGGGUGGCCGCGGCGGCCGCGGCGGCAGCCGACUCGUCGGACGACCUCACCGUGAACAUCGACGCCGCCGCCGCCCGCGCCAAGGGCGCUGCGGCGGCAAGAGGCCCCGCCGCGGCUGCCAAGCUCAACGCCGCGGCGGCUGUCGAGGUCGCCGCAUGA